Molecule: messenger RNA, 423 nt
Organism: Fusarium odoratissimum NRRL 54006
Lineage: Eukaryota; Fungi; Ascomycota; Sordariomycetes; Hypocreales; Nectriaceae
Exons: 2
Coding region: 1-423 (140 amino acids)
Source: RefSeq, a predicted model, not a curated record
AUGAAUCCGUCUCCUCAAUUUUCCGCUCCUGUCUCAAUCCCUGACUCGCCCUCUGAGGGCAAGCAGGAGCACUAUCCUAACGCUCUUAGUCAAGACCCCCAGGUCCAUGAGUGCGGAAAAGCAGAACAUCAACAGCAUCACAGCUACCAACAACUUCACACACACACAAAACAAUCAACACCAAUCCCCAUCAUCAUGUAUCCUUCCAUUGGUUUCACCCCUGAGUCUUCGGCUCCCACUUCACCCACCGAGACUACUCACGGCUACUUCCCUUCUCUCAUCCACGCCGAGUUUGGUCCCCAGCCUAUUCAGUGCCCCCACAGCACUCGAUGCGAGUGCACCGGCUGCAGCGGUUGCAAGAACGAGAUUUCUAACUGGAGUACCAUGCAGUGCUCUAACUGCAACAUUAACUGCCCUGCCUAA